Colossoma macropomum (tambaqui) is the source of this 1358-nucleotide messenger RNA. RefSeq names its product mitochondrial ribosomal protein S9 (gene mrps9). The coding region runs from base 17 to 1177 and encodes 386 amino acids. Gene Ontology annotation, biological process: translation. NCBI's taxonomy places the organism in Eukaryota, Metazoa, Chordata, Actinopteri, Characiformes, Serrasalmidae. Gene Ontology annotation, cellular component: mitochondrial small ribosomal subunit; ribosome. The record is from RefSeq and is a predicted model, not a curated record. The transcript has 11 exons. Gene Ontology annotation, molecular function: structural constituent of ribosome; RNA binding.
CUCUCAGGGCACCAUCAUGGCGGCGUGCAGCAGCGGCAGGGCGGUGUGGGCUGUUCUGUCAAAAUGUGGGAACUCCAGCUGGACUUUAUUCACACGGUCAGCACAGAUCAACAGACAGCUCCUCAGCAGGCAGAUAUGCGUGUCCUCGACAGUGUGGCGGAAGAACCUGGCAGCGGCUGGUCCAGAGAAGUUCUCAGAGGAGUACAUUAAGAAACAGAUUGAGGAGUUCAACAUCGGCAAGCGGCACUUGGCCAACAUGAUGGGAGAAGACCCAGAGACGUUCACACAGGAGGACAUAGAUAGGAGCAUAGCGUACCUCUUUCCCUCCGGUCUGUUUGAGAAACGAGCACGGCCUGUCAUGAAGCACCCGGAUCUAUUAUUCCCAAAACAGGCAGCGAUCCAGUGGGGUGAGGAUGGACGUCCUUUCCACUUCCUGUUCUACACGGGCAAACAAGCCUACUACUCACUAAUGCACGACACGUUUGGGAAAGUGCUGGCAAUCGAGAAAUAUCAGGACAGUAUGAUAAAUAAAGGACUAUUCACAAAGGACACCAAACAGAUCUCUCUGACUGGGAGCAGAUGGCUGUUGAAGGAGGAGCUGGAGGAGUUACUGGUAGAAAAUAUCUCAGAUCAUGAUUACACCCGGUUCCUCCAGCUGAUGGAGAGGUUGCUGUCCAUGCCCUACUGCGCUAUGGAGGAGGAGUUCGUGCAGCGGUUCCGCCGGCAGCUGGAGGUGCAGUCCAGCAAGCAGGAGAUCCCAGCUCUCCAGCACGAUGAGAACGGAGUGGCCUUCAGCCAGGCUGAGGGCAGGAGGAAAACGGCCAAUGCCAGCCUCACACUCAGAGACUGUGGAUCUGGGAGCAUCACAGUCAACGGCAAGAGUUACCUGCUGUAUUUCCCCAUUCUGCAGGACAGGGAGCAGCUAAUGUUCCCCCUACACUUUGUGGACAUGCUGGGGAGGUUUAAUGUGGAGGCUAGCGUGGAGGGUGGUGGUCAUUCCGCCCAGGCCGGCGCUCUGAGGCUGGCCAUUUCACGAGCCCUGCUCAGCUUUGUGUCAGCAGGAGAGAUGGAGUCCAUGAGGCAAGCUGGCUUGCUGACGCCCGACCCCAGAGUGAAGGAGAGAAAGAAGCCUGGUCAGGCGGGGGCGCGCAAGAAGUUCACCUGGAAAAAGCGAUGAGCUGCCAGAGGUGCUAUGGUGCUGCAUACAUCUUCACUGUUAUAUUCCAGAAACAAGAUCCACUGUAGAAAGACCUUAAGGCCAUUUUGGGUUUAAAACUGUUGGAAUCUGGUCAUUUGAUCGUGGUUAAAGAUGUUGUGAAACAUGAAAUUAUGUUUCUUUGUGUUUGUGCAUAUCAGUA